Closterium sp. Naga37s-1 is the source of this 1752-nucleotide messenger RNA. The record is from the annotation of a GenBank genome assembly. Lineage: Eukaryota; Viridiplantae; Streptophyta; Zygnematophyceae; Desmidiales; Closteriaceae.
AUGCUCGCAUUCGUUGUCCCCGAAACCGCCGUUCGCCCUUUCACCCACUCUUCCCUGUCUCGCUCCUUGAAAGUUACCGUCAUCGCACCUCCCCCUUCCCCCUACCUCACGUGUCCGCUCUCGUUUGAAUGCCCGCGAUCGUUUUAUCCGACGCCCUCUUGCACCGCUCACUCGCUACCUUCCUCCCCCGUCCCCCAUGCUCCCCCGUCCCCCAUUCUCUCCUGUCCCCCCCAGUCCGCGCGCCCCUGGAUGCCCGUGGUCGUUCUCUCCGACUGCCGCCCGCCGCCCAACCUCUUCCAUUGCAACCGGCUUGUACACCGCGACGGGCCCGUCUGGCUGUUUAACUUGACGGUCGCCGACAUGCGCCGCCGGCUGCAGCCCGUCGGGAACUGCGCGCUCGCCACCCCGGAACCCCAGCUGCUGCCAGGCCAGCCAGGUCAGCAACCGGCCACUGCGCGCCAAGUCGCGUACGCUACAGUGCUGCACAGCAAGGAAGACUACGUGUGCGGAGCGAUCGCGCUGGCGAACAGCCUCCGGCGGAGCGGAACGCGCGCGGACCUGGUAGCGCUGGUUUCCGCGGAGAUCGGGAACUUCAGCCGCGGAGGCCUGGAGGCGGCGGGGUGGCGGCUGAUCGAUAUUGAGAGGAUUCGCAACCCGUUCGGACGCGCCGGGACGUACAACCAGUGGAACUACAGCAAGCUCCGAUUAUGGCAGCUGACGGAGUACGCUAAGGUGGUGUUCGUGGACGCGGAUAUCCUCGUUUUAAGAAACAUGGACCACCUGUUCGAGUACCCCGAGCUGUCGGCGCGCAGCAACAGCCGGCGCUUCUUCAACUCGGGCGUGAUGGUCAUCGAGCCGUCCCAGUGUACAUUCGAGCUUAUGAUGGAAAACAUCGAACUGAUUCAGUCAUACAACGGCGGCGAUCAGGGCUUCGUGAACGACGUGUUUUACUGGUGGCAUCGCCUGCCCAAGUCCAUCAACACUCUCAAAUACAUCAACGCGGACGACGGGCCCAAGCGAGACACUGAAACGGAAGCUCUAGAUUCGCUCAUCGCGUCCGACCCGCCCACCAUACACGCGCUGCAUUUCCUCGGCAAGAAGCCCUGGCGGUGUUACCGCGACUUCGACUCAACCUUACAAGCUCACAAAUCCAACGAAGCACUCGCUCCGCCUGUCAACAGCCAUCGGCUUAGCAGCAGCUUCUUUGGCCUUCUCCAUUCCACCCUCAUAACUACCACAAUGGCUGCUACCACCAUGGCUGCUGCUAAGAUUGCAUCUGGUGCUAUCGCUGCCGUAUCCAACCCAGCUCAGAGGACGACCCUCACGUCCUCCUUCGCAGGUGUGCGCCAGCAAUCAGCCACGGCUGCAUUCGGCGUCAAAUCUACUGCUCGCACUGUCGCGUUCUUCAAGCUCGGCGGAGAGAGCGCCAAGAGCGCCGGCAUCUUCGGCAGCCAGCUUCGCGAUGACUACGACGUUGACGACAUUGCCCACUACUUCAACUACUCCGGCAUGCUCGCCGCCGAGGGGUCGUACGAGAAGAUGGCGAAGAUGGUCGAGUCCGGCACGCACGCGUGCGACAUUCUGCUCAUGAUGGCGGCCUCGGAAGGCGACGUCCGCAAGAUCGAGGAGCUCCUGUACGCCGGUGCGCGAUGCGACGUGCCCGACUGGGAGGGACGUACGGCCCUGGACCGCGCGUGCAGUGCCGAGAUUAGGGAGAUGAUUCAACAGGGUGCUUUGACUGGGGCCAUCUAG